This is a messenger RNA of Eublepharis macularius, 3855 nucleotides long. RefSeq names its product SID1 transmembrane family member 2 (gene SIDT2). The coding region runs from base 47 to 2590 and encodes 847 amino acids. The record is from RefSeq and is a predicted model, not a curated record. Gene Ontology annotation, cellular component: membrane. The transcript has 27 exons. Lineage: Eukaryota; Metazoa; Chordata; Lepidosauria; Squamata; Eublepharidae.
UAAAGGGGCCGCGCGGCUCUCCGGAGGCCGCCGGUGGGUGCGGGCCAUGCCGGGCGUGCGGGCGGCGGCGGGGCUGCUGGGGCUGCUGGUGGCGGCGGCGGCGGCCAAGAGCGUGUGGCAGGAGGAGGCGGCCUUCGACCGGCCCUACGCGGGCGCCGUGGACAGCGAGCGCCUCAACAUCUACGCCUUCAACCACACCGUCCGGCGGAACCGGACCGAGGGUGUGCGGGUGUCGGUGAAUGUGCCGUCGGUGCAGAAGGAGGCGCCGGUGCUCUUCGUGGUGCGGCAGAAGGAGGCGGUGGUGUCGUUCCAGGUGCCGCUGGUCCUCCGGGGCCUGUUCCAGCGGAAGUACCUGUACCAGGAUGUCGGCCGCACGCUGUGCCAACCCCCGUCCAAGAGCGAGGCGGAGCUGCAGUUCUUCUACGUGGACGUGUCCACGCUCUCUCCCGCCAACGUCUCGUACCAGCUCCAGGUCACGCGUGUGGAGAACUUUGUGCUCAGGACAGACCAGCACUUGGGCUUCAACGCCACUGCCGCCCAGCCACAGUAUUUCAAGUAUGAGUUUCCAGAGGACGUGGACUCGGUGAUCGUGAAGGUGACCUCAGCCACUGCCUUCCCGUGCUCUGUCAUUUCCAUCCAAGACAUUCUGUGCCCUGUCUAUGACCUCGACAACAACGUGGCCUUCAUCGGCAUGUACCAGACUAUGACCAAGAAAGCUGCCAUCACCGUCCAGAAGAAGGAUUUCCCCAGCCACAGCUUCUACCUGGUGGUGGUGGUGAAGACGGAAGACGAGGCUUGUGGGGGGCCGCUGCCUUACUACCCCUUUUCCAAAGAUGAGCCUGUCGAUCAAGGGAACCGCCGGAAAGCCCUGAAUGUGGUGGUGUCUCCAGCUGUCACCUCACAGGCCUACGUGAGUGGGACGCUUUUCUGCCUGGGGAUCUUUCUCUCCUUUUAUGUGGUGACGCUGCUCAUCGCUUGCUGGAAGAUCUGGAGGCGACAGAGAAUGAGGACAAUGGAUCUUCUAGCCCCUGUGGAGACACCAAGGACUGACGCUGGUCAUUCCCCCAUCACCUCAGACCCUUUCUUGGGACGCGCACCUUACCAUGCCUACGGUUACGGCUCCUUUGACAACGGUUCUGCAGUCAGCACAGAGAACGCCUCUGACAGCCUGCUGUCCACUGAAGCAUCAUACGGCUACGCAGGGCCAGAGAUGUGCCAGCACCGCCAGCGACACAUGGCCGUGGCUAUGGACCGGUCCCUAGACAGCCUGGUGGGGCGUCCACGGCUCGACUCGCUCAGCUCUGUGGAGGAGGAUGACUACGACACCCUGGCCGACAUCGACUCGGACAAGAACGUCAUCCGCACCAAGCAAUACUUGUACGUGGCGGAUCUGGCACGCAAAGACAAGCGGGUACUGAGGAAGAAAUACCAGAUUUACUUUUGGAACAUCGCCACCAUUGCUGUGUUCUACGCACUGCCGGUCAUCCAGCUUGUGAUAACCUACCAGACGGUGGUGAAUGUCACGGGGAAUCAAGACAUCUGCUACUACAACUUCCUGUGCGCCCACCCCCUGGGCAACCUCAGCGCCUUCAACAACAUCCUCAGCAACCUGGGCUACAUCCUGCUGGGGCUUCUUUUCCUGCUCAUCAUCUUGCAACGGGAGAUCAGCUACAACCGGGCCUUGAUGCGCAACGACCUGCAGGCUCUGGAGUGCGGCAUCCCGAAGCACUUCGGCCUCUUCUAUGCCAUGGGCACUGCCCUCAUGAUGGAGGGGCUGCUCAGCGCCUGCUACCACGUCUGCCCCAACUACACCAAUUUCCAGUUUGACACCUCUUUCAUGUACAUGAUCGCCGGGCUGUGCAUGCUGAAACUCUACCAGAAGCGGCACCCGGACAUCAACGCCAGCGCCUACAGCGCCUACGCCUGCCUCGCCGUUGUCAUCUUUUUCUCUGUCGUGGGCGUGGUCUUCGGCAAGGGUAACAUGGCCUUCUGGAUCGUCUUCUCCAUCAUCCACAUCGUCUCCACUUUGCUGCUGAGCACCCAGCUCUACUAUAUGGGCCGCUGGAGGCUGGACUCUGGGACUUUGCGCAGGAUCCUGCUCGUGCUCUACACCGACUGCCUCCGCCAGUGCAGUGGGCCCACGUACGUGGAUCGGAUGGUCCUGCUGGUGAUGGGCAACAUAAUCAACUGGUCGCUCGCUGCCUACGGCCUCCUUGUCAGGCCCAACGAUUUUGCCUCCUACCUGCUAGCCAUCGGCAUCUGCAACCUGCUGCUGUAUUUUGCCUUCUACAUUAUCAUGAAGCUCCGGAGUGGUGAACGCCUGAAGCUGAUUCCCCUGCUCUGCAUCGUCUGCACUUCUGUCGUGUGGGGCUUUGCCCUCUUUUUCUUCUUCCAGGGUUUGAGCACCUGGCAGAAAACGCCAGCCGAGUCCCGAGAACAUAACCGCGACUGCAUUCUGCUUGGCUUUUUCGAUGACCACGACAUCUGGCACUUCCUCUCGUCCAUCGCCAUGUUUGGCUCCUUCCUGGUCCUGCUGACUCUGGAUGAUGACCUGGACUGCAUUCAGCGUGACAAGAUCUACGUCUUCUAGGCCACCGGAUUCCUGCCGUCCUCUCCGUGGCCUUCCCAGAGUCGCUUUGCUUUGGGGUGGACCUCACAGCGGCCUUGCGAAGGCGUCGGGCCUGGCUGGGGCAGCAAGGGGCUUCCCCACCCUGUUAACCGCAGGCUAAGGAGCUUGAUGCCGGGGCAGCCGCUGUGGACUGGAGGAGGCUUCUGGGCUCCCUCUCAGGUUUUCUAGUGCUGGUUGCCAAGCCUUCAGGUCAGGCAGCUUUCUGUUUGUUUCUGCUGCCCGUCUGAGAUCUCCUGGGAGGCCCUGGAGCUGGUUUGGGAGGCUUCAAGGCGCCAGGGGCCUCCUGGGCUGCCAGCACCUGGAGCCACCUGCCAAAGCAGGCUGGAGUGGUCCUGAAUCUGCCCGGGCAAGGGGCCUGGGGUUUGCCCCCCCCCUCCUCCUCAUCGGUCAGGGCCCGCUCUUUGGGGAGGGGGUAGGCUGCAGUGGGGCAAGCCAAGCUCCUGGCCUGUCGUCCUCCUGCCAUUAGGACUUGCCAGCCCUGGCAGAUCAGCGCUGAGACUGUGGCAGGCUCCACACACCUGCACGCACUCCAGUCCAGCCCAAGCACAUCCCCCAGGGCUGCUGCCUGUUCUUUACGGACCAGGACUUCAGAUGCUGCCAUAGUGGGAUCUCUUCCACUCACUGGAGCCAGGCCUUCCUUGGGAGGCAGAGUGCAGCGGAGCUCCCUUGCCAACGACAGUAGCCUUGUGCUGGGUGGGCCAAGGAGAGGCAUUCCUUUUGGUGCCUGAAGCACGCAGUAUGGGACUCUUUCCAGUGCCUGUUUUGUGGGGCAGGGGCGGUUGACCUACUUCAUGGCUGUCCUUUGGCUGGGCUGCCAGUCUGGCAUUGGGCAGUCACAUGACUACCCAGCAGUUUACAUGGUGCUGCCUGAGCUUCCCCCGUGGCUCUGUGUCUUUAGCUGAGCAGUAGAUCCAGGCCUGGAGUCCCUGUGCUGCUCUGGGGGGGGGGGGGGGGCCUGAACCAUAUCACAUUACAGUGGCUUUUUGGCCUCUGCUGGGGUGGAAGCCAAAGGGUAGUAUCGGUGACUGGGGGAAAGGGGCAAGAGGUGACCCCCCCCAUCCCACCUGUCUCCCCCCCCCCCGCCCCCGAGAAGGGCUGCCAGUGUUUCUCCAAGCCGGUCUUGAUUGUGUUUCAAAGAGUUUGAAUGUUUUUUGUUUGUUUUUCUUGUCAUUUCCAUUUCUACUGAUUCUACUGCCAAAUGCAAAAAAAAUAAAGGAUGGCCCCGC